GAGCCCGUUCCCCCGGCAGCCGGCGCGGCGCGCAGUAAGCCGAUUCCUCCCGCCGCCAGUGCUCGCUCCCGACCAUGCGCUAGGCUGCGGGCCCCGGCCACCCGUGGCGGCAUGGCCCGGCCUGUGCAGCUGGCGCCGGGCUCGCUGGCGCUGGUGCUGUGCAGGCUGGAGGCGGAGGAGGCGACGGCGGCGGCGGGCACAGAGGAGCCUGGCGGGCGCGCGAUCUUCCGCGCGUUCCGCCGCGCCAACGCGCGCUGCUUCUGGAACUCGCGGCUGGCGCGCGCCGCCUCGCGGCUGGCCUUCCAGGGCUGGCUGCGGCGCGGGGUGCUGCUGGUGCACGCGCCUCCCGCUAGCCUGCAGGUGCUGCGCGACGCCUGGUGCCGCCGGGCGCUGCGCCCCCCGCGCGGCUUCCGCAUCCGGGCGGUGGGUGAUGUCUUUCCAGUGCAAAUGAAUCCAAUAGCUCAAUCUCAGUUUAUACCUUUGGCUGAAGUUCUUUGCUGUGCUAUAUCUGAUAUGAAUGUUGCUCAGAUUGUGGUGACACAGGAAUCACUAUUGGAGCAUUUGAUGAAACAUUACCCAGGCAUCGCAGUUCCACCUCAAGAUAUUCUCUAUACCACUCUGGGAACUCUGAUUAAAGAAAGGAAAAUUUAUCACACUGGAGAAGGAUACUUCAUAGUCACUCCUCAGACUUACUUCAUUACGAAUAUAACGCCCCAUGAAAAUAAGAGAGACCUAUCGGAUGAAAGCUGCCAGAUGCCAACUUGCGUUACUUAUCUGGUGAGCAUGGAGAGCUGUGCAGAGUUGGCCCAAGAAAAGGCUGCCCCCAUUUCUCACUGUCAGUCUUGCCGGUGUUUCCCUGAUCUGUGCACUCAGGAUGUACAGGAAACACCAGCUGCUGCAGAAGUGACUAGAAAAAGCCAGAAAGGUCUGCAGGAAUCCAAAUCUUUGGGACAGAAUCAAGCAGUUUCCCCGUCUGAGGGGAAUCACGUCUGUGAAAGCACCAAACCUUUACCAUACACAAAAGACAGAGAAAAAGGCAGGAAGUUUGGCUUUAGCCUCUUUUGGCGUAGUAUAUCCAGAAAGGAGAAGUCCAGAAUAGAGCACAGUAGUUUCUCUGCCCAGUUUCCACCAGAAGAAUGGCCUGUUCGAGAUGAAGAUAACUUGGACAAUAUCCCUCGAGACAUUGAACAUGAGAUCAUCAAACGAAUUAAUCCCAUUCUGACUGUUGACAAUUUAAUCAAACAUACCGUCCUAAUGCAAAAAUACGAAGAACAGAAAAAAUACAAUAGCCAGGGCACUUCCACUGAUCUGCUGACAGUCAGGCAUAAAUAUCCCUCAAAAGAGGGAGUUAAGAAAAGACGGGGCCGGUCUGCAAGGCCUCGAAGGCGGGGCCAUUCUCAUAGGGAAAGACACAAAGCCAGGAGUCAGGGAAGUGAGCCUCGUCCAGGAAGCCUUAGACUGGAGAAACAUCCCAAGUCCCCUGCUGCACAGCCCACCUCCAGAAUUCAAAGCCCAAAUGAAGCAUUAGUUCAGAAACCACUUGAUGAGAAUCCAUCAAUGCUAGGUUCCCAUUUGCUUUACAAGAAGCGAAUUAGUAAUCCUUUCCAGGGUUUGUCUUACCGAGGGAACCCAACAACCAAAGGGCACAACAUCCAGACCAGUGAUCUGAAACCGGGUCAGAUUGGACCAAAGGGAAAGCCUUUCCAGAGGUCAAGGUCUUUGGAUUCCUCAAGAAUCUUUGAGAGUAAAGGCAAACAGCCACGUGCUGAACAGUAUGAAGAUAAACUGACAGCAGAAUCCAUUUCUAUGAAUAACUCUACCGUCAAGCCUAUCAGUGAUGACUUUAGAGAUCCCCUCUUAAAUCACUCUCAAGGUAGUGUUUUGCAAAAUGGUAGUAAAUGUUUUUCCUUUAAGGAAAGCCUGAGGAGACACGAUGUGUAUGGUGGAAAAAAUGAGGUAAUCCCUGAAGUCUUGAGGAAAAGUUAUUCUCACUUUGACGCAUUAGGGGACGCAAAAGAAACACAGUAUGUGCUGCCAUCACAAGGUUCCUCCUCUCUAGGCCAUGCUUCCUCUGCGUGUAGACUAGUUGAUAAAACAAUACACCAGUUCCAAAAUCUUGGUAUUUUGGAUUACCCAGUUAGUAUGAACUGUUUGAGACAACCCGAGAGACAAGAGGGAGACUCAGAAGAAACACGAGUAAGAAAGGCAUUUGUCCAGGAAACAAAGACUGUGAGUCCAGAAAACGAAGGGCUUUCUGAGGAUAACCAGGCCUUGUAUCAGAAGGAAGUGGAAGAUGAUGAUGGAGCCUGUAGUUCAUUAUAUCUAGAUGAGGAGGACUUUUCUGAGAAUGAUGACUUAUGUCAAAUGCUGCCUGGCCGCAUUCAGUAUUCCUUUACAGGAGGAAGCAAGUGGAAUCAUUUAGGAAAACAAAAGGGGACUGAAAGAUUUCUGACUGAGUACAACCGCAGAAUACACAGGUCUGAGCCUCAGGUGCUUAAAGGAAAUGAGUGUUACAAACCCACUGGGUUGUUCACUAACCCAGGUGAAAGCCAAACCCCUAAACUCUCUGCUGAAAGCUGUGGCCUCAAUUCAGGGACUCGGUCCACUUUUAACUAUGAAGACGGACCCAGUGUUGCUACAUGUGUGCAAGCCUCAGCAGAUACUGAUGGAAGUGUAUUUGAUUACUAUAGCACAAGGAAAGCCACUUCUGAGACUGAAACCCUACAAGACUUGGUUGGUGACAUAGGAAAGAAACCAGCUAGCUGGAGUCAGGGUGCUCAGAAUCAGGAAGUGAGAAAACAGUUCGUGCAAAAGUUAGAACUUUUCAGCCCUUCACAUAUGCCAGUGUUGGCUCAGGAUGUCCAACAGGAACACAGUCAUCUGGAAGGAACAGAAAAUCACAGCAUGGCGGGAGACAGUGGAAUAGAUUCUCCACGGACACAGAGUCUGGCAUCUAAUAAUUCAGUCAUUUUGGAUGGACUAAAAAGAAGACAGAAUUUUCUGCAGAACAUUGAAGGCACAAAGAGCGGUCAAACACUCACAUCCAAUUCCUUACUACAACUAACUCCAGUCAUAAAUGUUUAAUUCUUAUUUUUCUUUUGGAAACUCUUUGGUAAAAAGGUACAGCAUUAAUAUAGAAUAUUUUAAUCAAC
This is a messenger RNA of Neofelis nebulosa (Clouded leopard), 3152 nucleotides long. RefSeq names its product storkhead box 1 (gene STOX1). Gene Ontology annotation, molecular function: DNA-binding transcription activator activity, RNA polymerase II-specific; RNA polymerase II transcription regulatory region sequence-specific DNA binding. The record is from RefSeq and is a predicted model, not a curated record. Bases 112 to 3084 code for a protein of 990 amino acids. Gene Ontology annotation, cellular component: cytoplasm; nucleus. Gene Ontology annotation, biological process: positive regulation of transcription by RNA polymerase II. NCBI's taxonomy places the organism in Eukaryota, Metazoa, Chordata, Mammalia, Carnivora, Felidae. The transcript is spliced from 4 exons.